CAGCGCUAUGCGUGGCCGUGACCUGUGAGAAUGUUCAGCUAUUGCAUAAAUCGCUUGUUCGCCUCAACUUGCAUCUGAUGCGCCCAGCUUUGCUGCGGCUCCUAAAGCGGCCGUCAGCUCUUGCACUCCUGAGCGAGCUGAGCUCAUCGUCGGCGAAACUUGAACAGCUUAAUUGCAUCGGGGAAUGCGCUAGAUGCCAGCUUCCUCAAAAAAAUGCACGACAGCUACGAUCUUACAGCUCUCCUACGAAUCGAACGUCGACGUCACAAAGGCUCCAUAUUCAUGAAAUCACCAGCAUUGAUACUAAAACACUCUCGCGGAUUUCCUCAACAGAACUGCAAAGAGAAUCGUCGUUAUUGCUUGACGCGAGUAAAUUGGAAUACGAGUCAGACGUCGGCCAUCCGGGAAACAUUGGGACUCGGCUUGUGGAUGAUUCAAAUCGACGUCUAGACUAUGACCUAUGGAAAGAACUUCUUCGUUAUCGGAAGCGUCACUACGGAGAUUCAGGUGUUAUCGAUAUAUGGAAAGGUAUUUCUUACCGGGCCGACAAAGUACAGUUGCCUGUUGAGGGGCGAAUAGCAGAUUAUAUUUGGCAGAACUUUGUCAACGUGGGUCUGAAAAACAACCAAUUCUUGGACGAAUUAGUAGACUAUGCCGAGAAGGUCUGGUCUCGAACUGGACAACCCUGGAGCAGGUUCUAUCAGGCCAUUGUUGGUGGUUUUUUAGAACAGGGAAUGCCAGUUCAAGCUGUUGCCUGGCACCGCAAGCUGCAAGCCUUUCAUUUGCGUUCCGCAAAUGACAUCGCACUGGUCAUAGAUCAAGCUAUGACAUGCAAUCCUGUGGAACCACCGGAUUGGGAUCUUUUCUCGGCAGAUGCCAUCAAAUUGGGAUUUCGCCCGGGAUUGAGAGCAUUUGGAGAGAUUUGCCUUGCGACAACAGACCAUAGGAUCUAUGAUGUUGUGAUUUCUUUUUUGUUGGAGCAAGGUUACCCUUUGGACGCCUUGUACAUGCAUGAAUUCCUAGUGGAGAGAAAGGAUCUGCCUUCUGAUGCUACUUUAAUGAGAACGCUAUCAGUUUUUGCUAAGAAAGAAAGGGACACGUUCUCUAGAAAAGUGAGGCAUAGAAUCCGGAAAAUCAAGACUAACCUCGAUACUCUGCAAGAUGAAUUUGCUAUGUCUAAGAAGGCCGUCGAUUUAAAUCUUACAACAGGCCACGAAAGGAACUCAGAGCAGGAUGAUGGGAACUCCUGGAUCAAAGAGAGGGCAUUCAAAGACGAGUUUGGGGCGCGUCUCUUCGCAACCAAAGCUUUGACCGUUGACACCAUAACAAAUGGUCUACAAAUGUUUGGUGUCCAAGCAAUUGGGCCGCUUUCACUCAAGGAGAUGGCUCUUAGAGCAAAAGGACCGAAAGACAUUUUGGAAAAGAUGAAGGCGCUGCGUGAUGCAGGUGUUACUAUACGCGAUUGCGCAUUUACAAGAGUUCUUGAGAAACUCGCAAUGGAUAAUAAAGACAUUGUCCUGGAAGACCUUCUUCGCAGCGAUCAACACCCGGAUGUUUUUGAAGACGUGGCUCUACAAGAACACUUUUUGUGCUCAUAUCUGAUGGCCCGAGAUUGGCGACUAUACAACCUGACCAAAGCGAUUCUCAACGAUGUAGCCAAGGACAACUUGGACAACAUCCAAUUCCGCGUCUCUAUAACAGCCAGUGAGUGGUCAGCAGCUGCAGAUAUUGCAGGCAAAAUAUUGCUUGACGGAAAUGCACUCUCGGAGGAGAGUAUAAACUACAUGUUCAACAAUCUACUCAGCCCUCGACGUAGCGGCAAACAUCCAGCAUAUAAGAUAGAUCCCCAGGUCGACGAAAUGGCUUUUGCGAUACGAAUAUUGAAAAUGGCUUUGAAACUGCAAUCUGAUUUCAAUCCUUCUUACUGGGUCGAACUGCUCUUGCGUCUAGGUAAGAACAGACACGAUCAAUGGGACAAAAUCCAUCAUCUGUGCGUAUGGCUCGCGCGGCAUUAUGCGGUGCAAGAUUCGCCAUUUCUUCAAAGCCUGUCAAGAUCAAAGGGGGUUGAUGCCGAGACUCUUCUAGCUAAGCACCGGACUGAAUCACGGCUGAUAUUCAAUCCGCGUCUACAAAUGGCCCUCAUCGCAUGGGGCUUCAAGUUGGAACUGUGGCACCUGGAACACGAGAUGCCCGAUAAUCAAGGCGGGCAGGUGAUUCGCUGGAUGCGAGGACUACUCCUGCUGCGAGAGCUCGAGCAAAUGGGGAUUACGAUAUAUCCAAGCUUUGUACGGCGAGGGUGUCGCGAACGUCUUCAAGUUCUGUUUGGUGCAGCCGGACUCUCAAACCGACCAUGGAAUCGAUCUAUUCGACAACGCAAUCCGUUCACGCUCUCUCAUGUGCUUGAAGACAUGCUCAAAGUGUGGCCAUCUCUACUUACAGAGGAGGAAAAGGCCGAUGUGUAUAAUAAUUUCAUCGAUCGCCCUCUUCUUGGGCGGACGGUUCGGAGAAUGGAAGAGCAGCUGGACUGGCUUCAGCAGCCCUAUUCGUGAUUCGCACAGUUUCUAUGUAUAUUACGUCAUAUUACUAUAUAUAAAUUUAUACGCUACGCUUCUUGAGACAGGUA
Messenger RNA from Talaromyces proteolyticus, 2623 nucleotides. RefSeq lists its product as uncharacterized. The record is from RefSeq and is a predicted model, not a curated record. The transcript has a single exon. Lineage: Eukaryota; Fungi; Ascomycota; Eurotiomycetes; Eurotiales; Trichocomaceae. Bases 78 to 2549 code for a protein of 823 amino acids.